CUCGAUGUCAUGCUCUAGGCACAUUACAGAUCUGAAUGGUUAAACCAGUCUUUCUUCUUCACAGGAUCAUACAAUGGCAGACCUUAAAUUGCUUCCUUAUCCUCCGGAUCUUGCUGCCGAUCAACAAGAACAACUUAUCAAUACUGUGACUGAUUGGUUGAUCGCACACGGGUUUUUUGCCCCCCGCAAAUCAGGGACCGACAAGACCCAACCUACAAUUCGCGUUCCUUCCUCCCUAUCUCUCAUCCCUGUUACUCUUUUCCCCAGCUUGUUCCCGCGCACUUGCUUCCACGACGCCAUAGAAAUUCAGCCAGAGUUCAACAAGCUAUAUGCGGCUGUCGCUGCGGACGAAGACUGGCUUUCUGCUGUUAUUCAAGAUGAGUUCGCAGACAGCGACGAGUUCAUCAAGAAGCUUUGGAGUGUUCAUCUCGCUGUGAAGAGCGAGGGCUAUGUCCAGGAUACAACUAUCACUCUGGCUCGGUCCGACUAUCUUCUGUCUACAGACCAGCUAGAGAAUAGUCGCCCAUUGACUAUCAAACAAGUGGAGUUCAAUGGAAUCAGUUCAUUUGGAGGCAGUGCUCAUAGUAUAGCGGAACUUCAUAGUCACUUGUACAAUAUUGGAAUGUCACAACCCAGUCAAGGUCUCAAUGCUGAUCAGUCAUCUUUCCCGCCAAAUCCUUCACUUAAAGGGCUUUGCGCUGGUCUGCUCGCAGCACACACAAUUUAUGGGGACCCGAAGAGCGGCUGUGCCACUAAAAUUGGCAUUUUGCUCAUCGCUCAACCUGUUGAGUGGAAUAUCUACGAACACCGACGGAUCCAGUAUUUUCUGUGGUCUCAAGAUCCGGCGGUCCCAAUCUAUAGUCUGCCUUUGUCAUCUGUACUGGAUAAGACUACGGUCACGGACUCUCGUCACCUUCUGUACACGCCAAAUCCGGAAGCAGAGACCAUUGAGAUCUCCGUUGUUUUCUUCCGCGGUGGCCACGAUGCAGAGGACUACACCUCUGCUAUAGAGUGGGAGGCACGUCGACAUCUUGAACGGUCCUUUGCCAUCAAAUGCCCGUCGAUCCUCACCCAAAUUGCUUGCACCAAGAAAGUCCAGCAACUCUUAGCAAAAGACUCGAACCUUAAGCGUUUUGUUUCCGACGCCUCUUCGCUCCGCCUGAAGGAGACUUUUAUGGAAAUGUAUCCACUUGGUGCGCAGACAGCUGAUGGACAGAAGGGCCGCCAACUUGCCCUCGACCCCAAAUCGGCCUGUGGAUAUGUCUUAAAACCACAGCGGGAGUGUGGCGGCCAUAACAUCUACGGUGAAGCCAUUCCGGCCUACCUCAAUACGCUGCCAGAAUCCCAGUGGAGGUCCUAUAUUCUCAUGCGGCUGAUCAAGCCGCCUUGUCUGAGGAACGUUAUUCUAAGGAACGGUGAGCCCGCAACUGAGAGCAUCAUUAAUGAACUCGGAGUUUACGGUACUUGCAUAUGGCGGGCUACCCGGCAAGCAAACAAUUUGGACAUCAUGUACAAUGGAAACGCAGGUUGGUUGGUCAGAACGAAGAAUCGAGCUCAUGCGGAAGGAGGCAUUGGUGCUGGCUUUGGUAGUUUUGAUAGUCUCUUCUUGGUUGAUGAUUGAGGUCUUUAUGGUUUUUAUCAGAGUAGCGUUGAAUAUUUGCAUUUCAUG
Molecule: messenger RNA, 1669 nt
Organism: Hyaloscypha bicolor E
Lineage: Eukaryota; Fungi; Ascomycota; Leotiomycetes; Helotiales; Hyaloscyphaceae
Product: glutathione synthase
Exons: 4
Coding region: 74-1621 (515 amino acids)
Biological process (GO): glutathione biosynthetic process
Cellular component (GO): cytosol
Molecular function (GO): glutathione binding; ATP binding; glutathione synthase activity
Source: RefSeq, a predicted model, not a curated record